Messenger RNA from Nomia melanderi (Alkali bee), 793 nucleotides. RefSeq lists its product as uncharacterized. The record is from RefSeq and is a predicted model, not a curated record. NCBI's taxonomy places the organism in Eukaryota, Metazoa, Arthropoda, Insecta, Hymenoptera, Halictidae.
CAUCGUGAAACAUCGCGUGGUGUCAGGUCGGAAAAAUCCCGAUCGUCCUUCCGUCGACUCGCGUUCCGAUGGACGAGGCGAAGCGCAACCGAUGCAUCGUGAAAUUUCCAGUGGGGCGAUCCCGGCGAUCGCCAGCGUGCUGAUCCUGGCUUACGUCUGUCAACGGUUUCUAGCAGCGACGAGGUUGCGGCGCAAGAUCAUCGCGGAGAUGAGAGAAUUUUCCUCGAACGUUCGCCGGGCGCGCGAGAAUGUCAGGUACAUCGGCGAGCAGGUUGCCAAGGGAGUGGAGGAGAUUGAACGGGACGUCGGAGAGGAAUUGCGCAUCACCGAUCGACUGACCAGUCAGAGUGCGAAAUUGUCGACGGCUUUACAGCGGUUCGCCGAACUUGAGGAGACCUUGAUAGAGCUGCUCCGGAUGGACCGCAACAGGGAGAGCGUGUGGAUCGAGACGCCCGUCAACGUGAACGAAGAGAUUCAAAGGAUCCUUGCAGCAGCGGAGGGGAAGAAGAACGAGGAUCGAAACGAAACCAGAAGCGGAAUCCCUCCGGUUCGGAAUCCUCUGUCGAAGUUCUCGGUCUGCGCGCGAGACCCCGCGUUCGACCGAGCCAAAACACCGACCACUCCGGAAGUUCGUCUCCUCAGCGAGCCGGCAGCCGAAGGAUCGCUUAGAUCAAGCCGCCCGUCCGCGUAGCCAGCUCGGUAACCGAUCUCCACAUCAAAGUGUAGACGUCAUUUGUCGGCGCAAGCGGAAAGUUGAAAUAAAAGAAAAGGAACAUUGUUUGGAUGGUCUAUU